AUGUCCCAGGACUGGCGCCAGCUGGUGAGCGACCUUUUCACCGAGGUGAUCCAGGCGGAGGCGGGCGGCGCGAGCCUGAUCCCGCCCGGCAUCAGCGAGCCGCGCGACCUGGCCACGGUCGUCUUCCGCAGGCUCAUCGGCGACCGGGACCGCGCGCUGACCAAGCAAAGCCUUGCGGAGCAGCGGACCGUGGAGGUGGAGCUUGAGAGGGACGCGCUGCGGGACAACCUGGCGGAGGUGCAGAAGGUGCCGCCGAAGCUCGAGAAGGACCUAGCCAAGGCCCAGGCCCAGGUCGUCGACUACGAGAUGCGGAUCGCCUUCCUGGGGGAGCGCUGGGAGACGCUGACCGGCGAGGUGAACUCCCUGUCCUGCAAGGACCCGCAGGCGCGGGUCAGGGCCCUGGACGGCGAAGUCCUGCGGCAUAAGACCGCCCUCUUCAACGCCGACAUGAAGAUGAAGGUCAUGUCCAGGGACAUGCGCCUGCUGGCGGACACGGCCAGGGAGCGCCAGGAGCGCCUCCAGAGCUGGACCGGCGAGCUCUUGUCGAGCCGGCAGCAGUCCGACGACUCCAGGGUGAGCGAGGUGGGGCUCAAGCAGCAGGUGAAGCAGCUCGGCGCGGACGCCGCGGACGCGCAGGCGAAGCAGGCCGAGGCCGAGGCCGAGGCGAAGACGGCCAGGGAGAAGUUGGCGGGCGUCACGGAGAGGCUCACCGCCGCAAACCGUCGCGUGGGCCUGCUUGAGGACACGAUCCGCGUCAAGAACUCCCAGCUGGCCAAGCUGGACAAGGAACGCCUGGACAGCCUCAACGUCGCCGAUGUGGUGGCGAAGGACAACGCCAGCCUCAAGGACGACUGGACGCAGUCGAAGGGCCUCGUGGCAGAAUUCCAGGGCAAGUACAGCUCGUCCCAGGACGAGCUGGCCAGAAGCGCGCAGAAGCAGGACGAGACGCUGAGCCUCCUGCGGAGCACGGAGAGCCGUCUCGAGCAGAGGGAGGCCGACCUGAAGGCGCUCCGCUCCGAACUCGCGGGCCUCCGCGAGGAGCUCCGCGUCGCGCAGCGAUGCCUCGAGGAGGAGCGGGCGCUGUCGGCCCUUCAGCGCGGCGACCUCGCGAGGCUCGGCGGCGAGCUGGCCGCCGCGCGCGCCGCGGAGGGGAGCGCGAGGAAGGCCGAGGAGCUGUGCCGCGGGCAGCUGCGCUCGGCGCAGGAGGCGCUGGGCAGGGCGCGGAGCGACGCCGAGCAGCUCGGCGUCGACUUCCACCGCGCCCAGGAGAAGCUCGGCAAGGCCCGCGCGGAGGCCGCAGAGGAGGGCCAGCAGGCGCGGAGGCUGGGGCGGGAGCUGCAGGGCUCGCGGGCGCAGCUGGAGGCCGCCAGAGAGCACUCCGCCGAAGACUGCGGCGCAAUGGAGCGGAACGCGACCCACCUGCAGCGCGCGGAGGAGAGGAUCGCCUCGCUGCACUCCGAGGCGUCCAGGCUGGAGGCCGAGCUGCAGGAGGCGCGCGCCCGCGCGCAGAGAGCGGACGAGCGGGCUGAGGAGGAGGCGGGCAACGCGCGCAAGAGCGCCGAGGCGGCUGCCACCGCGAGGGGCGAGGCCGAGCUCCACGCCCAGAGGGCCACUGAGCUGUUGCGUGUGCGGGACGAGAGGCGAACGCAGCUGCACGCGUCGCAGACUGACGCCGCCGCGCUGGGGGGCGUGAGCCGGGCGCUGCAGAGGCGCCUCGAGGAGGCAGAGGAGGAGGCGCGCAGUUCGGUGCGCAGGGCGGAAGCGCUGGCCUCGCAGCUGGAGGCGUCCCGUGCGGAGGCCCGCAGCCUGGGCUCACAGGUCGAGAGGCUCACGGAGGAUUCCUCCCAGGUCAGCCGCCAGCUGAAGGCGUCGAAGGCGGAUGGCAAAGACUUCGCCGUCGCCAAGGCCCCAUCAAGGGUAACGACUAAGCAGCUGCAUGUCUUGGAGCAGGAGGCGGUGCAACUGCGGAGCGCCCACGAGCGGAUGAGCCAGGAUCACCGAGUGGUCGCGCUGCAGGAGAAAUACUCCGCCAGCGAGGCGACCUGCAGAAGAACGGCGUCCGAGCUGAAGGACUCGCGUCGGGCGCUGACUGCCUCGGAGGCCCGCCUGCUGGAGAAGCAGAGGGCCGCCGAGAUGCUGGAGGCAGAGGUCAGGCCGCUGCGAGCCCGCCUGGGCACGCUCGGCAGGAGAACACCCACGAGAUGGCCGGCCGGCUCGACGAGCGUGGGCGGGAGCUGGAGAUGGACAGCGGAGGCCGACCACGCACUCCUGAAGAGCGCAGUGGAGCGCCUGAGCGAGGAGCGGGCGAGUCUGCAGGCCGAGCUGGCCGAGGCACGCUCUUCGGGGGGCCAGCUCGGCGGCGAGCUGGGCGCCCGCGAGAGGGAGCUGAGGAGGGCCCACGAGGAGACCUCGCGGCUGGUGCGCGCCAAGGAGAGCGGCUCGAGCAGGAGAAGCAGGACCAGCUGUCGCAGAGGCAGGCCUCGGAGGCGGCGCAGCGGAAGCUGCAGCGCGAGCUGAAGCAGCUCAAGCUGGCACUGGCGAUGCACGUCCCCGGGCCGGAGCGGGACGGGAGCCCGCGGCCCGCGUCGCAGGGCAUGAACUCCUGCGUGAGCGUGGACUCCGCGGGGGGCAUGGGGAUGCAGAAGGCGUACUCCACGCCGCAGCUGCCGGCCAGGGCUGCGGCCCACCGCCACGGGAAGGACGUGUCCUUCGAGGGCCCGUCGGGGGGCCUCCGCAGGGCGUUCGGGCCUUCGGCCGUGGGCGGCCUGCACGCGCCGCCGAACAUGUGGCCCUCGGGCCUGCAGGUGCCGCUCUGAGGCGGGCGCCUCUCCGCGACCCCACGGCGGCCGGGCCGUCUCCGCCGCCGCUGCCCUUCGCUGCCCCUCGCCCCGCCGCGCACAAGAGGUCGCUCUUGAAGAGCGUCAGUCCUGCGUGCAGCCGACCACUUGGUUCAGCGUCCCCCCCCCGCUGAACAGCGGGCGCCUGGCGGGGCCUUGUCCCUCCCCGGCCUUUUGCCAGGGUUCACCGCGCUUCCGCCGCGAGGCGGGGUCUCCGGAGCAGGUGCCGCGGCGCGCGCCAAACCGACUGUGGCCUUGCGAUGGACCUCACUCUCAGC
Prorocentrum cordatum is the source of this 3115-nucleotide messenger RNA. NCBI's taxonomy places the organism in Eukaryota, Dinophyceae, Prorocentrales, Prorocentraceae. The record is from the annotation of a GenBank genome assembly.